Nicrophorus vespilloides is the source of this 1281-nucleotide messenger RNA. Its product is annotated as serine/arginine repetitive matrix protein 1-like. Lineage: Eukaryota; Metazoa; Arthropoda; Insecta; Coleoptera; Silphidae. The coding region runs from base 125 to 1243 and encodes 372 amino acids. The record is from RefSeq and is a predicted model, not a curated record. The transcript is spliced from 6 exons.
CUGACUCUGAAACACAGAAAUACAAUACAUUAUUUUUAGGUUACUUUGAUAAUUUUAAAGAGAUCAUAGGAUUCUGGUGUUUUCGGUUUGUUUUGCAGUGCAGUGUGGGGUCGGCGGCGUCACGAUGGAAGAUACGGUUGUUUUCGACGAGAAAUUGCUCAAGUCAAUAAAGGUCGCGAUAAAACGGGGCGACUUUCAGCAAAAUCAGUCCACGAAGGACUCUCCGCUCAAACGGGAUCUACUCGAUCCCGAAUCAUUAAAAAUUCAUAUCAACGGUACGAACCGAGUGCCUGUCUUCUCCCGGGCCGAUGUGAAGGCGAACGCUGUUAAAUUGGAGACUGAAAGCUUGGACAGUGUUGACAGGCCGAAAUCGAGUGCACUCUUUAAGGAGUACUACAAUCAUGCCCCACCUUCGCAUCCGGGAUGCUCGAAGGACAAUGCUUAUCCAAGCACGUCUCGGGAAUACCAGAGCACGAGCAGUCGGCGUUACAGGGAUCGUUCGAAGAGUAGCGAGAUAUCUGAUUCUUCGAGAAGUCGCAGGGAGUCGCGGAGGUCGAAUGAACGUAAAUCGCGUAAGUACGAUGGCGAUGGACGAAGUAAGUCUCCCAAGUACUACAGGAGAUCGUCUUCGCGAUCCAGGGAACGCAGAAAGAGCAGGUCUCGGUCUCCUAGCGAGAAAUAUUAUAAGGAAUAUGCGACGAGCAGGAGGAAAUCGCAGUCACCUAACAGAAGAAGAAGUCCCGACUACAAGUACAAGAAGAAGUACCCGAGAAGUCCCGAGAGGAGACGAUCUCAAACGCCUUUGAGGCCCGGCGAGUACAGGCCACCGAAACACCACGAGAGAUCUCCACCGACGCACAGAAGGAAAUCUCCACCACUGAGGCCGGGAGAGUACAGACCGAAGAGGUACCAUUCCCGGUCCCCGGAGAGAUCUCGGAGUCCUGCUGUGAGACAUCCGCGACCGGCACCGCACGGCUUUUACGAACCAUUCAUUCCGCCACCGCCUCAUAUGAUGCCGCGCUACAUGCCGGACAUGUUCAGAUCGAACGGUCCGAUCCUGAUUCCACAUAUACAGUAUAUACCAGUGCCGCAGCCGAUGAUGCCACCCAUACGGCAUCACACACCAAUACGACCACCGAGGAUAUAUAAUAAUAGAACUAUACCGAUUCUAAAUACUCAGGUUAAAAACGUGGCUCCGACGAAGACUGACGAAAAGAAGGAAGACAGUAAAGAAGAAGAGUAAAGUAAAAUAUAUAAAUGUAUAUAUGUAUUAAAUAAUUA